GGAGAUAAGCAUAUUGCUAAUUCUGUCCCCUUCCAGUUGGAAACCUGCUGGCAAGUGCCUCUGAGUCCAGAAUCUGCAUAAUCCCCCUCACCUUGGCACACGAGUCUUCUGCGCUGCUGCAUCGGAACAGACCAUGGCAGGUCGAGGUGGAGCUGCUCGACCGAAUGGACCAGCUGCUGGAAAUAAAAUCUGCCAGUUCAAACUUGUUCUCUUGGGGGAGUCUGCAGUGGGGAAGUCAAGCCUUGUUCUGCGCUUUGUGAAGGGACAGUUCCACGAAUACCAGGAAAGCACAAUUGGAGCUGCCUUUCUGACGCAGACUGUCUGUUUGGAUGACACAACUGUAAAGUUUGAGAUAUGGGACACGGCAGGACAAGAACGAUAUCACAGUUUGGCACCAAUGUAUUACAGAGGCGCACAAGCGGCCAUCGUUGUCUAUGACAUCACUAACACAGAUACAUUUGUACGAGCCAAGAACUGGGUGAAAGAAUUGCAGAGGCAGGCCAGCCCCAAUAUUGUAAUUGCAUUAGCAGGCAACAAGGCGGACCUUGCCAGCAAGAGAGCUGUGGACUUCCAGGAUGCCCAGACGUACGCAGAUGACAAUAGCUUGCUGUUCAUGGAGACGUCAGCAAAGACUGCAAUGAAUGUGAAUGAAAUAUUCAUGGCAAUAGCCAAGAAACUGCCAAAAAAUGAACCCCAGAAUGCUCCUGGUGCCCCUGGCAGGAAUCGGGGUGUUGACCUUCAAGAGAACAGCCAGCCUAGUAAGAGCCAGUGUUGCAGCAAUUGAGCAACUCUUCCACUUGAGCAAAGCCCUGUCAAAUGACCUGACUGGAAUCCACUCUAACCAAUCGCACUUACGGUAGAGCAGCUGCUGAUUGUGGCUGCUGUGAUUUUUCUCCAUACCCUUCUGAUCCUAGGCUGGAGGGAGCUACUCCACCUGCACCUUUCUGUAUCAAUACUAAUUCAAUUCUAAGUCUUAAGUCACUUUUUUUAACAUAUGAACUUCUGCUCUUCCCUCUUCCUGGUGGUGGAUACAUGACCUGGUGUCUGCCUGGCCUGUUCUUCCCUCCCUUACUUCUGUUGGGUGGGGGCUAGCAGCUUGCCAGGUUCCACAGCCGCCUUGAUCACUCUAUUAAACAAAGGGAUAAUAGACAUAAUCUUGUGUUUAAAAAUUUAUCCACAUAUAAAAGCUAAGGCUAGUCCAGUACAACACCUGUAAGAACCACUAAACAAAACAGUAGCAUUAUAGUGAUGUUUAAAAAAAAACAAAAAAACAAACAAACAAACCUGUGGCUCUUGGGCCAUAUGUAUUGACCAAAUCACAAUUAUGAGUAUUUUGGGGUGGGAUGGGGGGGCAGAGGGGAGCAAGACCUGGUUUCUUCUGUAUUUUGUAUUGUAUGUUUCUUCAACAUGUAACCAAUCAGUAUCUUGUCAAUAUAGUACAUACCAACUAGCCUUCUGUUGUCUUUAUUUUUGUGUUGGACUUUAGCAUGCCAACUCUUUUUUUCUAUCUCCUUAGUUCUGUUGUAAUGCACUAAUCCUGUUGCAAUUUUUUGGGGGGAGGUAGGGGGUGGGGGACAACCAAAUCUUGUAUAGAAUAAAUUGUCUUUUUUUGACAGUGAUGUGAUGCCACUAAUGUUAAUAACCUUCCUCUAGUGCAAAUUGAUCUGGCUUACUGAUGUACAGAGGUGGGGGGGGAGGGAUGGGGGAAAAUUUUGGAUAAUCCUUUUUUUCUUGUCUGUGGAAACCAUAUGUAUUACAAAAACUUGUGAUUCCACAAAAUAGGGCAGGAGGUAUUAAAAUGGCUUCUGUUGCCAGAAUCUAACUGAUGUUGGCUGCUGCCUAGUGCCUGAUGCAAUGUCUUAUACAUAUUGGUAUUUAAAGAUGAACUGUCAACUUAGUCUUCAUCACAAACUUCAGUUUUGUGUGUGAUUAAAAAAUUUUUAUAAACCUA
Molecule: messenger RNA, 1951 nt
Organism: Gavialis gangeticus (Gharial)
Lineage: Eukaryota; Metazoa; Chordata; Crocodylia; Gavialidae
Gene: RAB5C
Product: RAB5C, member RAS oncogene family
Exons: 5
Coding region: 134-784 (216 amino acids)
Molecular function (GO): GTPase activity; GTP binding
Source: RefSeq, a predicted model, not a curated record